UCAGGACGCGACAGCCAGCUCAGUGCGCAGUUGUUAGUUUGGUUAGGAGCUGUUGUUAUUUUCCUCCGCGGAGUUUUUAAUAAAAACACAGAUUAAUACAUCAGCUGUAGACACGCAGAGCUCAGGACCAGGACCCAGCUGCCUGUGACCCAGCUCAGACCGCUGUCCGGCUCCGUGUCGCAGUCUGUCAGUUAGUUUGUUUGUAGAUCUGUCAGGAGCUAACUGACUGUUAGCAUCGUUAGCUGAGAUUAGCUGUAGUGGUGUGUUCGGUUGUGUGAUGGAGUAUCCCGGAGGAGGAGGAGGAGGGGCGGUGCUAGGCGGUGGGAACGUCCCGGCCUUCCUCACCAAACUGUGGACCCUGGUGGAGGACCCGGACACCGACCCGCUCAUCUGCUGGAGCCCGAGUGGAACCAGUUUCCAUGUGUUUGAUCAGGGUCGGUUCUCUAAAGAAGUUCUACCGAAGUUCUUCAAACACAACAACAUGGCCAGCUUCAUCAGACAACUCAACAUGUAUGGGUUCCGUAAGGUGGUGCACAUCGAGCAGGGCGGUUUGGUGAAACCAGAGAGAGACGACACAGAAUUCCAACAUCCGUUCUUCAUCAGAGGACAAGAACACCUGCUGGAGAACAUCAAACGCAAAGUCACCAACGUGUCAUCUGUGCGUCAGGAAGAAGUGAAGAUGUCUCCAGAUGACGUGAACAAGAUCCUGAACGACGUCCAGCUGAUGAAGGGAAAACAGGAAACCAUCGACUCCAGAAUCAUCGCCAUGAAACAUGAGAAUGAAGCUCUGUGGAGAGAGGUGGCCAGUCUGAGACAGAAACAUGUCCAGCAACAGAAAGUCGUCAACAAGUUGAUCCAGUUCCUGGUGUCUCUGGUCCAGUCCAACAGGAUCCUGGGAGUCAAGAGGAAGAUUCCUCUGAUGCUGAAUGACUCUAGCUCCGCCCACUCCAUGCCUAAAUACAGCCGGCCGUUCUCAUUAGAGCACAUGCAGGCUGCAGCCAGUCUCUUCUCAGCCGACUCCCCGGUGACCUCCGGACCAAUCAUCUCUGACGUCACAAAUGUGGCCACGCCCACAGCUGAGACUUUGGUCAGUGAUUGGACCAUUGCAGGAGAGAGCCAAUCAUUGAAUGUCAAAGAGGAGCCGUCCAGUCCCGUUCUGGAGGGCGGAGAUACCCCUGUAGACACGCCCCUCUCGCCCACCACCUUCUUCAACGCCAUCUUACAGGAAAACGAGUCACUGCCGACCCUGAACACCUCUACUACCAACCCUAGACCAGCCAGUCCAUUUGUUGUGAUGAGCCCUGCAUCCACUGGGCCCCUUCCACCAGCCCCAGCCAGCCAAUCGCCUGUCUCCAUUCCCACCCCAAAUUCCGCCCACAGCCAUGCCAAACCUCAGCAGAAAUGUCAGACAAUCGCCUGUUUUGACCGACCCCGUCCCCCUCCCUCUGCAGGUGGACUCUCACCUGACGUUUGGCGCUUCGUAUCAACACGAGCUGACAAGUCUGAACUGUCCAAUCAUGUCGACAGUAUCGACAACAGUCUAGAAAACCUGCAGAGCAUCCUGAACACACAAUCCUUCACCUUCGACACCUCCCCGCUCAUGGAUUUUUUCAGUUCAUCGUGUUCCUCUGGAGACUUCGACCUCGACAGUUUGGACAAUCUGCUGUCUGAAGAUGUCGCCAACGGAAGUGAGGAAAGCAGCAACACCAUCAACACAGGGAAGCAGCUGGUGCAGUACAACGCCACACCUGUCUUGAUGUCUGAACCAAUCAGCUCCGGGGAUGGCGGGGCCGACCUUCCCUCCCUGCUGGAGCUGGAGGCGGAGCCUUUCUUCAGCUCUGACCCGCCCACCGAUGACCCGGCCGCAUCCCUGCUAGAACACGCCCACCUGGACCUUGACCUCUGACAUCAUCAGGAGAGGGAGGGGCGUCACCGUGGCAACAGGACAGUGUGAGCGCUGACUCAGCAUCAGCAAUAGAUGACUACGGAAUCAAUCGAUCAGCUGUAGAUCAAUCAAUAGGUCAAAGUUCACGUUUUUAUUAUGCAGAUUGAUAUUAACCAGUUUAUAUACCUGUGUCUUCUUCUACUCUUUUUACUUUUGGUUUUUCUUCUUCGCUGCUUAAAUUAAAACGUUUGUUUGACGCUCGCUGUUCUCAGAGAACCAAUCAGAACGUGGAUCAUGUGACCCAGGUGUGAAGGUGGAUCAUGUGACCCAGGUGUUCUCUGUGCUCUGCAUGUUUACGUCUUUGUUUUCAUGUGUCAAAUAUAUGAAAUGAAGAGAAUCAGAAUAUUUUUGGACAGUUUAUAAUGAAUGAGAAACGUAUAUUAGAGCUGCAGUGAUGUGUUCCGUUGGAUCGGUACCAGGUGUGAUCCGUCAGUUCAGGGCCCUGGUUCGGAGACCCGGAUCAGUUCAGCACAUGAGAGGAGUGAAACUCAUCUGAACUCAAAGAGUUCAGGAUCAGGGUUAGUUAACAGGGUCCUGGUCCUGGUCUCAGGAUGAGUCCACUCAGAGUUCAGGAUCAGAGUUAGUUAAUAGAGUCCUGGUCUUGGUCCUGGUCUUGGUCCUGGUCAUGAGUCUUCUCUGCUGGUUUGUUUGGUGGAAUCAAUAAAAACUGAGUUCACAAG
This is a messenger RNA of Sebastes umbrosus (honeycomb rockfish), 2625 nucleotides long. It is a transcript of the gene hsf1, whose product is annotated as heat shock transcription factor 1. NCBI's taxonomy places the organism in Eukaryota, Metazoa, Chordata, Actinopteri, Perciformes, Sebastidae. The transcript is spliced from 15 exons. The coding region runs from base 278 to 1906 and encodes 542 amino acids. The record is from RefSeq and is a predicted model, not a curated record. Gene Ontology annotation, molecular function: sequence-specific DNA binding; DNA-binding transcription factor activity. Gene Ontology annotation, biological process: regulation of DNA-templated transcription.